GGUUGUGAGGGACUCAGGGUGGCUGGUUGUGCUAUGCGGUGGUGGGCAGGGGUCGCUGUGGUUGGGAAGGAUUUGAGGGGCGGGGGCGUUGUGCCGUCCCCGUGGGAGCGGACCCGGCGCCCCCUCUUUCGGGCCUGCCCGGUGGUUGUUUCCGGAGGCGGGGACCGGCGCGGCGCGGCGCGGGUCAGGCCGGUUCUCGGCUGCACGCGCGGCGGGAAGGAGAGGCGCUGCCGGGCCAUGCAGGCGGAGCGCGGCGGCGGCGGCGGCCGGCCCAGGCGGGGAGGCUGCAGGCAGGGCAGGAGGAGGCCCGGCGGCGGGGAUAGAGCAGCAGAAGGCGGCGGGGACGGACACAGCCGAGGAGGCGGGGGCCGCGGAAGAGGCGGCGCUCAUGGGCACGGAGGAGGCGGGGGCCGAGGCAGGCGAGACCCUCGGAGCCGGGGGGCAGCGUCUCCCCCCCCUGCUCGCUACCACAGACGGGCAGAUGAUGAUGAUGCUGAAUCACAAGAAGAGAAAAAGGAUGAACUGAGAGGCUAUUCAAAAAGAAAGAUAGUCUCCAACUGGAACCGUUAUGAAGGUGAAGAUGCUGAGAAAGAGGCACAAAAUGAAAGUGGAGAAUCUCAGAGGGGAACGGACUUCAGUGUUCUGCUUAGCUCAGCAGGAGAUUCCUUUACGCAGUUCCGAUUUGCUGAAGAAAAAGAAUGGGACACAGGAAGCAUAGGCCCUAAACAGCUAUCUGCACUUUACGUUGAUUGCCAGUCUUUGGUCCAGGCCCUUCAGGAGCUUCCUCUGCAUCUCAGGUUGAAUGUGGCUGCUGAAAUGGUGCAGGCAUCAACACCCACAGAACUCCCACAGAUAAAAUCUAAAAGUAUUGAAAACAGCAAGAGGAGAGUGACUCAGUUACAACCACCUUUGGGUCAAAGUGGAAUAGCAUCAAUCUCUGAUCCUGUUAGUGAUUCUGUUGUCCAUUUGAUGCCUUUAAGUAAAGAUGGACCGGGAACAACUUCUUCAGAAUCCUUUCAGAGAGGCUGUUCUGUGUCACAGCAAGAGGCAGAUAAUUUGGAUGAAGAACUAGAUUUACUGCUAAAUUUAGAUGCUCCUGUUCAUGUAGAAAACAACUUCCUGUCAGAAACCCACAACACGACAGCUGAGAGCAAUUUGAAAAUGGAAAAUGUUCCGCUCGAGUUGGGUGUGACUGAAGAAAUGAGUUCAGCAUCUGAACAGCAGAAAACUACAUCUAAAAACAUUACUGAGGAAGAGCUUGAAGAUUGGUUGGAUAGUAUGAUCUCCUAAAGCCCACAUUUCAUUGUCAUGCAAGUAAAUGAAAAAUAAAUGAACGUGGCAGAAGUUAAGUACAAAAUAUCAGUCUACAAGAAUUCACUGAACUAGCUGCUUCAUCUCAGUGAUUUAAUAUACUGAAUGCAUACUUUUAUUUCAGCCAAUAUCUGAAAUAACACAUUUGGAUAAAUUCUAAAUGAAUGUUAUCUAAGUGUUCUCUAAACAAAAAGGUCUAAAGUUACAAUUGAGUUCAUUAAAAAGGAUCUUGUAAUGAAAUUAGGAUUUUUUCAAAAACCUGUGCUUAUAAUGUAAGAUGCAAAAUAAUACACACUGACAGAGCGUUUGUUUCUACUUCUACUUGCUAUCUAUAAGUUCCAAAAAUAAAAUAGUGUUAGUAAAUAUA
Caretta caretta (loggerhead turtle) is the source of this 1678-nucleotide messenger RNA. It is a transcript of the gene AVEN, whose product is annotated as apoptosis and caspase activation inhibitor. Lineage: Eukaryota; Metazoa; Chordata; Testudines; Cheloniidae. Gene Ontology annotation, biological process: negative regulation of G2/M transition of mitotic cell cycle. The record is from RefSeq and is a predicted model, not a curated record.